GGUCUUUCUCUUUCCCGCACCACUUUGUUCAUCCCCAAUCCCAAGUUCUCAACCAAAAUUUGGGGUUUAGGGUUUUCUCCCUUCUCUGCAAUCCAAUUCUCCAUUCGUCCCUCACUCCCACACUCACUCUCUCUCCCCACACCAAGACAAUGAUGUACAAUGAUCCCCAGCACCAACACCAGCACCAACACCAGCACCAGUACCAACAGCAACAACAGCAGCAACAUUUUCACCAUCAGCCACCGGGCCCGGAGUUCCACCGUGGACCGCCGCCGCCGUCGCAGCCGCCGCCAGUGAUGCGCCAGCCUUCCGCUUCGUCAACCAAUCUCGCUCCCGAGUUUCACCAUCUCGGUCCCGGAGGCCCUCCUCCUCCUCAUUACGAUGUUCACAGUGACAGCCAUGGUGCAAAAAGAAUACGGAAACUCACUCAAAGAAAGGCAGUUGAUUAUACAAGCACAGUUGUGCGAUAUAUGCAGAUUCGUAUGUGGCAGCGGGAUUCAAGGGAUAGAACAGUACUGCAACCUACCCCAGCAGCAGCAAUUGAUAUGUUGCCAGCAGUUGGCUAUCCAGACAAUCCAUCCACAAGCUUUGCUGCUAAAUUUGUUCAUACAUCUCUAAAUAAAAAUCGUUGUCCUAUUAAUCGGGUUCUUUGGACUCCAACAGGCCGGCGUCUUAUUACUGGCUCACAGACUGGGGAAUUCACUCUUUGGAAUGGACAGUCUUUUAAUUUUGAAAUGAUUCUUCAGGCUCAUGACCAAGCAAUCAGAUCCAUGGUCUGGAGUCACAAUGACAACUGGAUGGUUUCUGGUGAUGAUGGAGGCGCAAUAAAGUAUUGGCAGAACAACAUGAAUAAUGUUAAAGCCAACAAAUCUGCUCAUAAAGAAUCAGUCCGUGACUUAAGUUUCUGUAGGACAGAUUUGAAGUUCUGUUCAUGUUCUGAUGAUACCACAGUUAAAGUUUGGGACUUUGCACGCUGUCAAGAAGAGUGUUCAUUAACUGGCCAUGGUUGGGAUGUGAAGAGUGUUGAUUGGCAUCCUACAAAAUCCCUAUUAGUAUCAGGUGGGAAGGACAAUCUUGUGAAACUUUGGGAUGCUAAAACAGGGAGAGAGCUUUGCUCAUUUCAUGGCCACAAAAAUACUGUGCUCUGUGUCAAAUGGAAUCAAAAUGGCAACUGGGUGUUAACAGCUUCAAAGGAUCAGAUAAUAAAGCUUUAUGACAUAAGAGCUAUGAAGGAGCUUGAAUCAUUCCGUGGACAUCGCAAAGAUGUUACUGCUUUGGCAUGGCAUCCAUUCCAUGAAGAGUACUUUGUCAGUGGGAGUUAUGACGGUUCCAUCUUCCAUUGGCUUGUUGGGCAUGAAACUCCACAAAUUGAGAUUUCCAAUGCUCAUGAUAACAAUGUGUGGGAUCUUGCAUGGCAUCCUAUUGGAUACCUUCUAUGCAGUGGCAGCAGUGACCAUACAACAAAGUUUUGGUGCCGAAACAGGCCAGGAGACACUGCUCGUGAUAGAUUUAACACUGGCAUGCAAGGAUAUGCUGACCAAAAUCCUGUUGCUGGUCGUGUGGGUGGUAAUUUUCCGAUAGCUGAAGGCCCAACAACUCCAGGACCAUUUGCCCCUGGUUUGACUCGAAAUGAGGGUACCAUUCCAGGUGUUGGAGUUGCAAUGCCCUUGUCUAUCCCUUCUCUUGACAUGUCUCAAGGGGAGCAGAAGCAGCCGCUUCCUGUUUCCAUGGGUGCUCCUCCUCUUCCCCCAGGUCCACAUCCCUCUCUUCUUACUGCCAACCAACAGCAACCAUACCAGCAGAAUCCUCAGCAGAUACCACAACAUCAACACCAAGCUCUACCGCAACAGAUGGGUCCUUUGCCUAUACCUCCAAAUAUGCCACAGCUACAGCACCCUUCCCAUUCACCCUUGGUCCCUCAUCAACAUUUGCCUCGCCCACCACCCCAGAUGCCUAUUGGAAUGCCAGGAUCUCUACCAGUGCCUACAUCACAUCCAAUGCCAAUGCCAGGUCCAAUGGGGAUGCAGGGGGCAAUGAAUCAGAUGGGUACUCCAAUGCCACAAGGUCCUUAUGUGGGCAUGAAUCAAAUGCAUUCAGGAUCCUUGCCCACAAGUGGAGGCCCACCACUUGGUGGUUUUCCGAGCAACUUGCCUAAUAUGCAAGGGCCGUCAAAUACCAAUUAUCCUCAAGGUGGUUCAUUCAACAGACCUCAAGGUGGCCAAAUGCCUUUGAUGCAAGGGUAUAAUCCUUACCAGUCUGGAAAUCAGUCUGGGAUUCCUCCAAGUGCACAGCCAGGGGCUUCACACUCUCAAAUGCCUCAAUAGAAAAGGAAAUUGCUUUCUUCCUUUAUAGUUGUAAUUUAAUCUCUUUUGAUUUCGGUCCCUUUCUAUUAAAUUCUUAUCUUGAUUUGCCGCAGAAGUUUCACAUAAAUUGUGUUCUUUUCUCGUGCUGCUAAUUAUUUGUACUUUUUUCUCCCCUUUUGGUGUGAAUGAUUUCUUUUUUUAGUUGAGGUUUACGGUUAGGUUGGCAAGACAUUAUUUACAUUAGCAAUAAUAUGUUCUACAGGACGACUCCUAAAGUGAAAUUAUUUUAAAAAUGAUUAAGGGUGUAUCUUCAUUUAAGUGGAUCGUGAUAUCAAUUUAUAAAAUCUUAGAAG
Messenger RNA from Abrus precatorius (Indian licorice), 2656 nucleotides. RefSeq names its product flowering time control protein FY. NCBI's taxonomy places the organism in Eukaryota, Viridiplantae, Streptophyta, Magnoliopsida, Fabales, Fabaceae. Gene Ontology annotation, molecular function: protein binding. The transcript has 18 exons. The record is from RefSeq and is a predicted model, not a curated record. The coding region runs from base 150 to 2324 and encodes 724 amino acids. Gene Ontology annotation, cellular component: mRNA cleavage and polyadenylation specificity factor complex.